Lytechinus variegatus (green sea urchin) is the source of this 1029-nucleotide messenger RNA. Its product is annotated as histamine N-methyltransferase-like. The record is from RefSeq and is a predicted model, not a curated record. The transcript has 3 exons. Bases 1 to 729 code for a protein of 242 amino acids. NCBI's taxonomy places the organism in Eukaryota, Metazoa, Echinodermata, Echinoidea, Temnopleuroida, Toxopneustidae.
AUGUCGGAUGAUGUCGAUCGCGACAGCAACAUCGAUGAUUUUUACCAGGAAAGCCAACAUGAACUUCAUUAUCUGAAGCAUCUAGGAUCUUACUUCGCAUCAAUUCGAAAUGUAGCUGUGGAUCCGAAUGAGGGCCUACUUGAAAUAUUCAAACUCAACGCUGAUAAAUGGAGUUCUGAAAAUAAGGCAAGGUGCGAAUCUAAUUGGUGGGUCGGGCAGCUCUCUGAAUUUUUCGAUGAAAGUCCUUUGGCGAAAUGCAAGUACAACAUGAUCAGCGCUGUACAUUCGAUGUACCAUACAGGUGACCUUGAGAAGACCUUCAUCCGACUAAUGUCGAUGCUAAAAGAGAAUGGAAUCCUGCUAAUUGUCUUGUCAGGAAAGAAUAUGAUACACCAAACUCAUCGUCAAAAACAACGGUUGCCUGCUAGUUAUCGAUAUUCUGACAAACCAAAGUCUCUACAAAUUUCGGAGUUGGCCAAGAAAAAUGGAUUUGCGAUCACUUCAGUGGAGCUGGAUAUCAAAUGGGACGUCACCGAUUUAUUCGAUGAGAAGUCGGAGCUCGGGGACAAACUGUCUGACUUUCUGACGAUGGUAGCUUACUUUCGGAAAACGGCACCACCUGAAAUGAAAGAGGAUUUGUUGUCUUUUUGGCGGUCUUUAUGCUCAGAGGGCGAGGACGGGCGCAUGCGUACACAGGCAGGAGAGAAGAUUUUUAUCUUUACAAAGUAGAAUAUAAAGGGGAUAACAUUGACUUAGCAUGGAUCUAAGAAGCUAUACGAGUAUAUUCCUCAAAUAUAUUAUACUUUAAUUUGGGGUUGAGGUUAUAUACGUCAAAAUUCAUUUAUCUAUGGGUGUAAAAUAAUAUAAGGUUUGAACAUUUCUUGGCAUUUAUAUUAGUUUUAUUUGGGGGAUUCGUUUUUAGUUUAAUAUAGUUAAUGACUUAUCCUGUGUAUGUAUUAGUUAAAUUGCUUAUUUUGGUUUGAAUAAGUUGGAUAUUUAAUUUAGUGGAAGUAGUCGUAUUUUUAAUAG